AUGUGGACAGAGCUUGGUCUUUGCCUGAGGGACUUGGCGAACAGUGAAGCCCUCCUUGGAUUAUAUGUCUUCGUUGACCUUCCUCGGCGGAGCUUCCGCUUCCUCUUCUUCAGGGAGCUUCUGGAUGAAGCAAGAACAUGUCUCUCAGAUCCAAAGAGCCACUCCAGUCAUAAGGUUGCAGCUGCCUUCAAUGCUCAAAUGAUGAUAUGUCUUCAGCUGAAACAUGACUCAGUCCUUAUUGACAUGGCAGGUCCUCUUCUUCCUUGCAUUCUCCAAGCAACAAGCACAAUAUUGGCUGAAGGACUCAUCAUUGAUCUACAAGAAUGA
Molecule: messenger RNA, 327 nt
Organism: Microthlaspi erraticum
Lineage: Eukaryota; Viridiplantae; Streptophyta; Magnoliopsida; Brassicales; Brassicaceae
Source: the annotation of a GenBank genome assembly